Messenger RNA from Xyrauchen texanus (razorback sucker), 1713 nucleotides. RefSeq names its product keratin, type I cytoskeletal 13-like. Gene Ontology annotation, molecular function: structural molecule activity. NCBI's taxonomy places the organism in Eukaryota, Metazoa, Chordata, Actinopteri, Cypriniformes, Catostomidae. The transcript is spliced from 8 exons. Bases 225 to 1532 code for a protein of 435 amino acids. The record is from RefSeq and is a predicted model, not a curated record.
UAUUCCUCAAAUCUCAACAUGGGUGGUGGUUGCAGCAGGGUCUGGCAAAUGCACACUCACACACCCUUCUUCCACCCUCCCCUCCACAAAGUUCAGGACCCGCCCUCAAGCUCCAACUCUAUAAGAGGACAGAGCUGGAAUCAAAGGCACCAUCCUCUUCAGGCAAACUCACAGUUUCCUGUAGCUUCCUCUUUGCUUUUAUCUCAUCUCUGCAUCCAUCGACCAUGUCAUCAUCUUCUGUCCGCAUAUCGUCCUCCCAUGGUCCCAAGACCAUGACCUCAAAGUCCAUAGUUACUAAGAGUCGCAGUGUUCUGCUUCCACAAAAAGCCCACAGCGUUUAUGGCGGUAGUAUCGGAGGAAGCACCCGAAUCUCUUCUGCUUCUAUGAAAUCCAGAAUUGGAGGAUACGGAGGCUAUGGUGGAGUAUACGGUGGAGGCUAUGGCGGGGGAUAUGGUGGAGGAUACGGUGGAGGAUAUGGAGUGGGAAUGUUGGUUGGAGGCAACUAUGGAGGGGAUGCUGACUUGGUCCAGCUGAACGAGAAGGCCACCAUGCAGAACCUGAAUGACCGUUUGGCCUCCUACCUGCAGAAGGUGCACUCUCUGGAGGUUGCCAAUGCCAAGCUUGAGACCAUGAUCCGGGAGUACUAUGAGAAAAAGGGGCCAAUCGCACAGAGGGACUACAGUGCCUACUGGAACACCAUCAAUGACCUGAAGGAAAAGAUUAAACAUGCCACAAUCCACAAUGCCAGCAUCCUCCUGCAGAUCGACAACUCUAAACUGGCUGCUGAUGACUUCAGAAUAAAAUAUGAGCAUGAGCUAGUAAUGAGGCAGUCUGUGGAAGCUGACGUUGCUAAUCUGCGUCGCUUGCUGGACCAGACAACCCUGACAAAGGCUGAUCUGGAGAUGCAGAUCGAAGGUCUGCAAGAUGAACUGGUGUAUAUGAAGAAGAACCACCUGGAGGACUUGGCAGCAAUGAGGUCUCAGUUGACAGGCACAGUGAAUGUGGAGGUGGAUGCUGCUCCUCAGCAAGACCUCAACAAGAUUUUGGAUGAAAUUCGUGCUCAUUACGAAACCAUCAUUGUUAAACACCGCAGGGAUCAGGAAUCCUGGUUUAAGGACAGGACUGCACAGUUGAACAAAGAGGUGGCCAUCAGCACAGAGACCAUACAAACCACUAAGACAGAGGUCUCAGAUCUGCGACGCACCUUGCAGACCCUAGAGAUCGAGUUACAGUCUCAACUCAGCAUGAAAUCGUCACUGGAGAAGACACUGUUUGACACAGAGGCUAGAUACAGUGCUAUGUUAGCAGGCUUCCAGAACCACAUCAACGCUCUGGAAGCAGAGCUGUGUCAGAUGCGUGCUAGCAUUGAGCAACAGGGACGAGAGUACAUCAUGUUGCUUGAUAUCAAGAGCCGUUUGGAGAAGGAGAUCGCCACCUACAGAAGCCUCCUGGAAAAUCAGGACAUUAAGACUCAAGAAAUGGGUGGAUCUACCUCUGUCACCUCUACCAUCUUAACGCAGCGUCAAUACUAAUGCAAAUCUGACUGCUUUAUGAGACAACACCCAAACACAUGCACACAUUUGGUAUAAAUGAGUGUUGUAAAAUGAGAACAAGGAAACAAGUGUUACAAAACGAAAACAAAAGAUCAUUUACAUUUGUGUUGUAAUAUGUAACAAAAACCUGUUCCUGAAAAUAAAGCUGCUGCCAAAAAUA